Molecule: messenger RNA, 1860 nt
Organism: Symbiodinium sp. CCMP2592
Lineage: Eukaryota; Dinophyceae; Suessiales; Symbiodiniaceae
Source: the annotation of a GenBank genome assembly
AUGUCUGAGUGUGACACAUCACGUGAUGAUCUGCAGAAGGAGGUUGACGGAUACUUGGUCCGACCUCUUCCGAUACCAAUCUUGGCACGCAAGAUUGGCCGGACUGCUCUGUCGGUGAUUGGUGGUGAACUCCCCGUCACUGUGCAGGAACUUGCCAAGCGGGCCUACCUAUACACGCUGGAUCCACUGCGGAAUCCUGUGAAGGAGGUUUACGAUGCUUCAAGUUCCGUCUUGGAGAUGCCUCCCAUGCUCGGCAUAUUCAACGAUAUUCCCACCCAUAAGAUGCGCGAAGAUGAGGUCGCUGCCUGGGCUCGUGCCGGGUUUUCGUUCAUCGUAUCAGAUGCGGAGCAUCGGCAGAUAUCUGGUUGGCAGGGUAGGGAGGAGAAUGCGAUGAUCGCAAGAGCUGGCAUGCUCCCUGUGCAGAGACUUCACAGGGAGGCAGUGUCUCAGCAUGGUGAUGCGCUGCAGCUGGGGGCGCGUGCUACCAUGCGGCCUUAUGCUACAAAGCUCUUUGAGGCAGAGCAGUAUUUCGACAGCAUCACCUUUCCUCCUGGCCGGCCGGGGACGGCCAGUAAGGACUCAAGGGGCGGAUACCCGACCAGACUUGGCGAUCGUACGCUUUGCUUUACUCCUAACAGUCUCCGAGCCUCGGAAAGCGAGACACAGGGAUGGCUGCAGUUCGAGACAAGCGAGUACAUCCUCAACGCCGAGAUCCGUGACUCUGUUCUUGACCUGAUGUGUCGGCAAGGUCCAGGAAGAGCCGUUGGCUUCGUUGGACCCUUUGAUGCCGUCAUGCGUGACGGCAUUCAUCCGAGCAUGUCGUCUGGCAUGAAUCAGCUCUUUCAAGAGGCAGCCAGGCGAGGUGUCGUGAUGGGGCGAGUGUGUGGGUCUGGUGUUAUCUCGGACCCAAGCGACAUCGAGGAUGCCAUCGUAGAGGCCAUUCAGCAGGGGAGCCGGCUCAUUUCAGUACAUCGCUUCACCUCCGAUCUGCCCUUCUUUGGAGCACGUGCAGUGGCCGAACCAUUCUGGCGGGGGACUGGGGAGCAGGAAGGGCGGGCCGAGGCCUGGGUGGCAGUGUGCGGAGAGGAGAUCGGAAAGGGGGCUCUUCGUACACUGGUGGAUCUCGUGAAGUUAUCACUGUCAAGGACAGCAUCCAGCAGCGCUACCUGGUAUCUGUCUGAGUUCACUGACAUUGACUGUCUUGGUCACCGACAAAUGGACUUUGCCGCUGCUCGAAAGAGCUCGGCCCUCGGGGUCUGCCACAUCGAUGAUUUGCUGAAAGAGCGGAUAGCGCUCGUCGAGUCCCUGGAUGCGCCACGCGAGGCCCUGCCUUUGGAUGCAGUGUACUUUUUGGCGCCCAGCUUGGAGAACAUGGACCGCUUGGUGGAGGAGCUUUCCACCAAGUCUGCGAAGUAUCGAAGCUCCCAUAUCUUCUUCUCCCAUCGCCUCGAGGAUCUAAUGCUGCAAAGACUGGCAGAGUCCCUGGAGGCGGUAUCAAAAAUUUCAACGUUUUCGGAGCUCAACCUCAGCAUGCUGGCCUACGAUGACCACUCCUUUCACAUGCAGGACCAUGGUGACAGCUUAAAGGGUCUGCUGGGCAUCGCUUCGCAAGAGGCUUUCGACUGGAAGCGAGCUGGAUGUUGUCUGGCCACGCUCUUCGCAACACUGGGGCAGGAACCGAGGGUGCUCUGCGCAACGCCCGGCGGAAACGAGGGCCAUUGCGAGCGCCUUGCGCGAGAGGUUUGCAUCAGGCUGGAGGAAAUGGAGGCUAGGGGGGGUGCACCCUGGAGGAGCCGUGCAUCCUCGGAGACCUGUUCGCUUUUGAUCGUGGACCGCGCAGCUGGCUGUUGUCUAUUGUAG